UCACAAUUCUUAGGCCGAGGCCUGUCAUCUAACAGUGUUCAGCAAAGUGUGUACCGCGGCAUACUGGUGUACUGUGGCCAUAAGUUGGUGUGCCUCGCAAAAAUAAGGUUAUGUCUUAAUGAAAUUGAAGAAAAUUAUAUUAAAUUUGAUGAUUCUCUUAUUAUUGAUAGCGAAAGUGGUAAUUCUGAAAGCCUUUCUGAAUUGCUUACUAAAUUAUUUGGAGAAGAAAUAUGCAAUGAAGUUGCUGGGAUUGAUGCUGUGUGCACGACCUGUGCUGAUGAUGUUCUUCAAACAGCAAAAUUCCUGCAUAAAUGUGAUAACUCUACGAAAUUACUACACAAAGUACUUGAUAACUUGGUUGGUACCUUAAAUGUCGAUGUAAACACUUUGGUGGGAGGAGAGUCCCUCUACAUAGUAGUUAAAGAAGAGGAAUCCAAGCUUAUAUUAGUCAAAGAUGAGAAGGAAAAGAAAAUGCAAUUGCCUAUUAUCAACAACAUACAAUGCUUGCAGUGCAAUGAAGUUUUCCACACCAUGGAGAAUUACAAAAAUCACAACAUGGAUGUACAUGGUAUCUUGUCAUGCCACAAGUGUUUAGAGACUCUGCAGAAUGAAGAAGACCUGAGAAACCAUGAGGCCAGUGAUGUGGUCUUCCAGUGCAACGAGUGCCAUGAGUUCAGGUGCACGGAGAACAGCCUCAAACAACAUCAUAAGAAAAUUCACCAAAUGUUCAUAUGCAAAGAAUGUGGAAAAUCAUUCAAAACUUAUGAUAAGUUACAAAGCCAUGAACAAAAACACCAAAUCAAAUAUAAAUGCCCUAAAUGCGGGAAAACAUAUACCACAAAGGAGUUCUUUUUGCGCCACAGAAAACAAUGUCUGGAAGGCACAUUGGAUCCUCAUCCCAUGAGGAGUUCACUUAAAAAGACUCAUUUUUGUGAGAAGUGUGAUAAAGGGUACAGUACUUCUGGUGGGCUGCGAGUCCAUAAUAGAUUUGUGCACGGUGACGCUAAACCUCACAUCUGUCCACACUGUAACAAACAGUUUACGGCACCAAGUUAUUUAAAAGUUCAUAUGGUCAAGCACACUGGAGAAAAGAAUUUUGAAUGUGAGAUCUGCUUCAGGAAAUUUGUAUCAAAAGAGGCCCUUAUUUACCACAUUAGGAGACACACGGGAGAGAGACCAUUCAGCUGUCAUAUUUGUGAGGAAAGAUUUGUAAACUCUUCAGCAAGGGCUGAGCAUAUUAAGUUUAAGCACAUAGGUCCCACUCUCAUGUGUGAGAUCUGCUCUAGGAAGUUUGUCACACCCACAUUCUUGAGACUGCAUAUGAAAAAACACCAUGACCCUUCUAACAAAUUAUUUGCUGGCAGGUGUCUAGCAACACCCAAUGUUCCUGGAAAAAAUAACAUAACUGUAAAAAUUACAAAAUGAUGUUAAAUUGUAACAAUUUUUUAUAAAUAAUGAGAUGGCCAAGUUUCAGGGCUCACCUGAAGGCCUAAAUAUAUAAUACACGGCUGGUAUUAUAUUAAGUAAAUAUGGUAAACAAGAAAUAUGCUUGAUGAUAAGAUCUAUGAAUAAAUAACAAAGGUAGAGUCACUUCCAAAUUUCAGUGCUGUGAGACAUCACACCAUGCUUAUAAGCAUUCUGGGACUUAUAUAAUUAUAUACAUAUUCUGGGAAAGAUAAUCGAAUGUAAACAAAUUUAAUAAAUGUAUUGUUCAGAGUAAGAUAUUUUAAUUUCAUCGUAUGUACCAAAGAUUUCAAAAGACAGUAAAAAGAUCUAUAUUUUGUAUACAUUAAAGUUUUUCUUUCCCUGGAUAUGGUAUAAAAUUUGAUAAUAUUUUAUUGAGCCUCGGCAAAAUGUAAUCUAAUUGAUAUUUGUUACACAUUUCAUUAUGAAUCAGAGCUUGUGUUGAAAUUUUAAUAUCCCAUAUUAAAAUUGCCUUAUUACAAAUUUGAAGCAUUUCCAAAUGAGUUUUAGUUAUUUAAGAAUGCAUUUUGUACAAAGAAAAUUAAAAUGAAAUCUGUUUGCAUCCUAAAAUUAGUACCUAUAGUAACGAAAAUAUCUUAUGUCUGUAAAUAAUGUUGGCUUGUACUAUGUGUAUAAUAUUGUAAGUAAAUUCAAAGACAUUUGUAUUAGAAUUGUGUUCUAUAAAAAAAACGUGUAUUUGUACUUAUUAUAUUCACAUGUAAGAAGUUAUACUUCUUUGGCAUAACAAGAUAAAAAUCUUCUAAAAAUAUUAUCCGUCGCAUUAUCCUGUUUGUAGAGAAAACGACACUAAUAAAAGAAAAAAUGGGGGCUUACAUAGAUUGAAAGAAAGUUUUAUUAUAACGCAUUAUCUAGUUAAAUAAAUCUUAUUUAGUAAUGUAAAGUAAUUUGAUUUUUCUGAACUCAAUAAUUAUUAUUUAUACCUAUUAUUACUUUAUUUGUACACAUUAAAUAAUAAUGUAAUAAUUUAAUUAAUGACUAGCUAAUUUCAUGCUGUCGAUUUUUCGUUAUGAUAUGCUCACGCAUC
Messenger RNA from Manduca sexta (tobacco hornworm), 2509 nucleotides. RefSeq names its product zinc finger protein 25. Lineage: Eukaryota; Metazoa; Arthropoda; Insecta; Lepidoptera; Sphingidae. Gene Ontology annotation, cellular component: nucleus. Gene Ontology annotation, biological process: regulation of transcription by RNA polymerase II. The record is from RefSeq and is a predicted model, not a curated record. Gene Ontology annotation, molecular function: DNA-binding transcription factor activity, RNA polymerase II-specific; RNA polymerase II transcription regulatory region sequence-specific DNA binding. The coding region runs from base 472 to 1425 and encodes 317 amino acids. The transcript has 3 exons.